AGGUUUUCUCUCCUUGCGAGAGCCAGUCUUUACUUCGUUAUCCAGCCUUCGAAUUUCGUAGGAGGCCCAUAAAGAUCGCAUCUUUUCUUAGAAGGAAGAAGCAGCAACAGGAGAAGAUGAGCUACAUGAACAGGGCAUGGAUGGCCGUUGGUGUCGCGGCGGUGCAGGGCCACUCGGACCAGGGCAUGAGGCUGAAGUCCGGCCUGCAAGCGGUCCAGUCGGGGAAGAGGAGGCUCUUCUCCGGACCCGACGCGGCGGAUCUCCGGCCGCUCGCUGGGGCCGUCGGGACGGAGCUCGACGGGACGGCCGCGAGGAGCUGCGGGGACGAGAGGCGGCGGCAGGCCGACGAGUCCCUGAGGAACGUCAUGUACUUCAAUUGCUGGGGUCAGAGCUGAAAUGUUGGAAAUUUUUCAUGGAAGCGAUCUGGUCUGUUUGUGGUGAUGGGGUAAUGAAUAGAAAAGCCCAAAAGAUGAAAAAUCGAAACGGCGAGGCUCUGAGUUGACCCGGGGUUGACCGAGUUUGAGUGGUCGGAAUGUUUGACGGAUGAUGAGAAAAUGAAUCAUUCGAACCUGUUGGGAGUGUGGAUGGGAAGGAUGUAGAUUACAUAACCAAGUGCGGGUUGUGAAUUUGUGGUUGUAAAUUUCUUAAGAAAUGAAAAGACAAAAAAAAAAAAAGGA
Molecule: messenger RNA, 677 nt
Organism: Rhodamnia argentea
Lineage: Eukaryota; Viridiplantae; Streptophyta; Magnoliopsida; Myrtales; Myrtaceae
Exons: 1
Coding region: 117-395 (92 amino acids)
Source: RefSeq, a predicted model, not a curated record